This is a messenger RNA of Diaporthe amygdali, 1140 nucleotides long. Its product is annotated as 4-hydroxythreonine-4-phosphate dehydrogenase. NCBI's taxonomy places the organism in Eukaryota, Fungi, Ascomycota, Sordariomycetes, Diaporthales, Diaporthaceae. Bases 1 to 1140 code for a protein of 379 amino acids. The transcript is spliced from 2 exons. Gene Ontology annotation, molecular function: NAD binding. The record is from RefSeq and is a predicted model, not a curated record.
AUGACCAGCCCUUCUCACCCACAAAGCAGGAGACCCCGCGUGGCUGUCACUCUCGGAGACCCAGCAGGAAUAGGACCAGAGAUCGUUGCCAAACUUCUCAGCGACCCCAAAAACACACAAAACGCAGACAUCUUCCUCUUGGCCGACCAGACUGAGCUUGACAGUGCGAUACAGGCUGCUGGGAAUGUCGAAGUGCCAAUAUCUCACAAGGCCGGUUCAGAUAGCAUACGGCUCCUGGACGACAGGAGCUCAUCGUCCUUUGGCACUAUACCGGCCCAAGAGGCCAGCCAGCCGGCCGGCCAAAGGACAAUGCACCAGCUCAGGCGCGCCGUUGAGCUGGCUCGAAACGGCCAUGUGGACGCCAUCGUGUUCGCUCCUUUGAACAAGUCCUCGCUAAAGGCGGCUGGGAUGCACGAAGAAGACGAGCUCCGCUGGUUUGCGAAACAGCUGUCGUUCACCGGAACCACGAGCGAGAUCAACAUCUGUGGCGACCUCUGGACGGCGCGUGUGACCAGCCAUGUUGGCAUCGAAAAGGUGGCUGGCUUGGUCACGAAGGAGUCGACUUUGAAAGCUAUCGAGCUCCUUCACAGAUUGCGCUGGGAAUCCGGCAUCGAAAAGCCUCGUCUUGCAGUUUGCGCACUGAAUCCGCACAACGGGGAGUGUGGCAACUUCGGGCGCCAUGAAAUCGAUCACAUAAAACCAGCGGUGGAGGCCGCACAGGAACAAGGGAUCGCGGUUGAUGGGCCUUUCCCCUGCGACACCAUCUUUCUGAAGCGGGACAAAUAUGACGGGAUUGUUACCAUGUACCACGAUCAAGGGCAGAUCGCCAUGAAGCUGUUAGGCUUUGACGGCGGGGUCACUGUUCAGGGUGGACUGCCAGUGGUAAUCGCCACGCCGGCGCAUGGAACUGCUUUUGAUAUUGUGGGCAAGAACAUCGCGAGUCCCAUCAGUACUCAGAACGCAUUUGAUGUUGCGGUCACCAUGGCUUCGAGGAGAUUACAUCGUGAGCCUGAGGCUGGAAGGACAAUGGGAAGCGCAGUGCCGUCGCUGGAUCAUCGUCUGGGUGGGGAUUCCCAAGAUGUUAGUGAAAAGGGACUUGGGCAUGUUUCUAUCAAGGAUCGAAUACCGGCGUUUGGAUAG